Nannizzia gypsea CBS 118893 is the source of this 771-nucleotide messenger RNA. RefSeq lists its product as hypothetical. NCBI's taxonomy places the organism in Eukaryota, Fungi, Ascomycota, Eurotiomycetes, Onygenales, Arthrodermataceae. The record is from RefSeq and is a predicted model, not a curated record. The coding region runs from base 1 to 771 and encodes 256 amino acids. The transcript is spliced from 2 exons.
AUGGUUGCUACCAAGUCUGUCCUGAGCGCUGUCGCUCUCGCUAGCAUCGCUGCUGCCGAAACCAUCGACGUCAUGGUCGGCCAGGGCGGCCUCAAGUUCGUCCCAGACAACAUCAAGGCCAAGGCUGGAGACGAGGUCGUCUUCCACUUCGUCAUGGGCCACCACGACGUCACCUUGGGCAAAUAUGACAGCCCAUGCAUGCCAGCUGAUGGAGAGGGUAUCUAUUCCGGUGUUAUUGACACCGUCGAGAAGGGCAAGGGCGUCACCUUCACCGUCCCAAUCCGGGACGACAAGACCAAAUGGAUCUACUGCUCUGUCGCUAAGCACUGCCAGAACGGAAUGAGUCUUGUCAUCAACCAGCCAUCCUCUGGAAACAACCACGCCGACUACAAGGACCGAGCCAAGAUUGUUCCCGAGAGUGGCUCGCCAACUGAGGUCCAGGGAGGCACCCUUGGUGGCUCAGGCUCAGGCGGCUCUUCUUCCGGAUCUUCUUCCGCCUCCAACACCUCCACCUCCGCCUCUGGCUCUUCCACUGCAACUCCUACCGGCGGCAACUCCAGCUCCAGCCCCAGCUCUACCGACUCUGGCUCCAGCCCAACCCAGAGCAUCCCAGAUGCCACUCUCAUCCCCAGUGGAAGCAUCCCUAGCGCCACUGGUACCGGCGGCCAGACUACCAGCCCAACCGCCUCCCCAGGCUCCGCUGCCGCCCUCAAGGGAAGCGCUGCCCUUGCUGGUUUGGUUGCCCUCGGUGCCUGGGUUGGCCUCUUGUAA